This is a messenger RNA of Eutrema salsugineum, 313 nucleotides long. Its product is annotated as putative defensin-like protein 303. The transcript has 2 exons. The coding region runs from base 41 to 313 and encodes 90 amino acids. Lineage: Eukaryota; Viridiplantae; Streptophyta; Magnoliopsida; Brassicales; Brassicaceae. The record is from RefSeq and is a predicted model, not a curated record.
UUUUCGUGAACAAAUUGGAUAUAGUAAUCAGAGUAUAGAGAUGAACUCAAACAAAACAACCUUCUUCUUGGUCCUCCUGCUCCUUGUAUCUGCCUUCUGUAUAACAAUGACAGAAAGCAAGUGUCACAACAACAGAGAUUGCAAAUACGUGAAGCAACCAUGUCCGGUGCCUCUCGCAUGUCUAUUUGGCAGCUGCAUCUGUCCCUGGAAAAAUCAGUCUAAGUUCUCAACUUGUCAAAUCAUAUGUGCGCACUCGAAAGAAAAAUUUAUAACCAUUCAUGAUUCUAGUACUUGCGUUUGUGGCGAUAAGUAA